This is a messenger RNA of Dendronephthya gigantea, 1629 nucleotides long. RefSeq names its product programmed cell death protein 6-like. Gene Ontology annotation, molecular function: calcium ion binding. The transcript has 7 exons. The record is from RefSeq and is a predicted model, not a curated record. The coding region runs from base 40 to 588 and encodes 182 amino acids. NCBI's taxonomy places the organism in Eukaryota, Metazoa, Cnidaria, Anthozoa, Malacalcyonacea, Nephtheidae.
UGACGCGGACAUACAUUUGGGAAACCACAGUUGGCAAACAUGGCGUACUAUGGCCAACAGCAAGCUGCUCCGGGAAUUGACCAGAACUUCUUGUGGGGCGUAUUUCAAAGUGUUGACCGGGACAGAAGCGGCUCAAUUUCCGCCAACGAGCUACAACAGGCUUUGUCAAACGGUUCCUGGACUCCAUUCAAUCCUGAGACUGUUAGACUCAUGAUUGGGAUGUUUGAUCGAGAUAACAACGGUACAAUCAACUACCAAGAGUUUGGCAGCUUAUGGAAAUACAUCACUGACUGGCAGAAGACUUUCAGAACUUAUGAUCGAGAUAACUCUGGAAGUAUUGAUAAGGGUGAAUUACAAAGUGCAUUGACAAGUUUUGGUUUUCGGUUGUCAGACAGGUUUUAUGGAGUUCUCUUACGAAAGUUUGACCGAACUGGUCAAGGUGUGAUCAAGUUCGAUGAUUUUAUCCAAUGUUGUGUUGUCAUUCAGACCCUUACUCAGGCAUUUCAAAACUAUGACACCAACAGGAAUGGAUGGAUUCAAAUAAAUUAUGAACAAUUUCUCAGCCUAGUAUUCACACUUAAAGUAUAAUCAUUGGGACGUACGUGUCGAAAUAUACAUACAAUCACCUUGCAUGCUCAUAUCUAAACCGUAUCAUUAUAUAUAUAUAUAUAUAUAUAUAUACGUCUCUGCAGAAUGGGGGAAAUAAUUCUACUGGAAGUCGACUCCGGCAAAAAAUUUUCGAGUUAUUGUGUUUUCACAGUCGAUGAACAUCAAAUCGUCAGACUGGCUACGCUACGCUAGACGUCUGUCUUCAGCAAAAAUUUGUCGGCGUUUUAUAUUUGGUACCAAUUACGCCAUCCUGGCUAGUGAAACAAGCACGUGGUGUAGCCCACCUUUGUAGUUGUUCUAGCCAGAAUGGGUUUGACAGGAGUUAAAUGCCCCAUGGACAAAAACACCAGACUUCGAUUCUACAUACCCUGGGUACAUUUCUACUCUGUGACAUUCUGGUUGCUUCUGUUAUAGUAAUAGGCAGUCUGAGUUGCACCAAAAUCUUCGACGCGUUCGUGAGCUAUAAUACUGCCGUUGUUUCCACAGCUUCACAGCACGGAUAGUAAUUAUAUAUAGAUUCCUUUUAGUAUUAAACAAAGUCAAAGCCGUGUGUAAAGCAAAAUAGAAUUUGGUUCCGUACAAUAGCGGCUGUUUUUAUAUCACGUCUGCGUCCUAGAUUUCGUGCAUUUUAAACACACUAAUUUUAUGUCUUCUUUGUCAACGCUAGCACUUGCACGGUGUUAUGAAAAUACUGUAGGUUACUAUAAAUAGAUGUAAUGACACGCUUUAUGUGCACGUAUUGAGAACGUAAAAUAGAAUCAUUAGAAUAUGUUGCCAUAUACUUCUUCAAUACCGCGUGUUUUUCCUACCCACGUUCAAGCAUGAUUGUGUUCUCAUCACAUGUACGACCUUGUCCGAAUUUGCGUCUCUAUUUUGAUAGGAUCAGAAUUCACUCCCGAUCUGCGCGAUUUAAAGUAAACGCGCGUAUAGUUGCAGUGUGUAUAGCCUAUUAUAGGGGUUUGUCUUGCCACAAGAGCAUAGCUACGUAGCGGCAGAUUUCUUUGUAUGUCUGUGGGAAUA